This is a messenger RNA of Capsicum annuum, 976 nucleotides long. RefSeq lists its product as uncharacterized. The transcript is spliced from 3 exons. Bases 380 to 682 code for a protein of 100 amino acids. The record is from RefSeq and is a predicted model, not a curated record. NCBI's taxonomy places the organism in Eukaryota, Viridiplantae, Streptophyta, Magnoliopsida, Solanales, Solanaceae.
AUCGAGAUACAUAAUUAGCUCCCUUGAGAUUUUUGUAAUUACUCUGUAAGGGUGGAAAUUUGUGUAAAUAUGAUAAGUUAAGGUAUAUGUUUAUGUUAUUUUUCCAAUUGUUACAAAGUCCCAAAAGAAGAAAAAAAAUUGGGCCAUUCGAAUGGACUUAGAUCAAGCCCAAUUUCAUUCUAGGGGGCCCAAAAUUGAACCCAAAUUUGACCCGGUUUCAUCCUCGACAUCCAUAAUUUCUACACCCAAAUCCCUAAAUUCUCAUUUUCUACAAUCUAGCGUAAACAAAAUAUCUUUUUCGGAUCCUCUUGAGGACCUGAAAUUCAACCCGAACCGACCCGUUUCUCCCCCAAGCUGAUAAUUGAAGGACCUCGUGGAGAUGGCAACGUAUUUGUGGAGGAAAUAUGCAGAUUAUGUAUACACAAAAUGGGAAAAGACGCUCCUCUGGGAUAUGGUAGAACCAUUUAGGAGACCAAAAACGUUUACUCCUAUUGUUACAAUCUAUAUCUGUGCAUUUUAUACUGGGGUUAUUGGAGCAGCCAUCACUGAACAACUCUACAAGGAAAAAUACUGGGAAGAACACCCUGGGCAAGAAGUGCCUCUAAUGAAACCACUGUUUUAUGGCGGCCCUUGGAGAGUAAUGAGAGGCGACGUUCCUCCUAUGGGGAAGUUCGAUCUCUGAGAAACUGCAGUCAGUCAGAUAGUUAUUACAUAUCCAACCUUAGGCUUUGGUUCAUCGGUCGGUAAAGGCAGUACAACAAGGGAUGUGUGGCAGGUGCACGCGACUUCGACUCUUACCAGGGAAACAAGUCUAUUUAAGUGGAGACGAGUAGAAGGGCAGGACCAUUAUCUGCUUACUCCAGAACUGUGGAAUAAAAGCAAGGUACCCAUUUUUAUACAAUUGUUGUGCAUUUGUAUUUGACUAUCCUCUCAUGUAAAGAUUAUAAUACUAUAUGUUUUCAUUUAUAUUGACCUA